AUGAAUUCAUUAGAACCCAAACCAUUAAGUAAGACUCAACAUUCAUCCAAGAAAUAUGAUGAUGACAAGAAACCAAAAAAAAGUGAAGAUACUGGUCCAGCUGAUAAGAAGGAUCCACCAAACGAUUUUACUAAAGUUAUUGGAGGUCGUGUUGAAAAAGGUACAAAAAUAUUGGAUUCAUUAUUAAAAGGUUCAAAACAAGAGAUUAUUAAUUUAAUUAAUGGUGACGGUGUUAAUGCAAUUAAUAUGAUUAAGAGUGUUGUUUUGACUGGUGUUAGCUGUAUUCCAUAUAUUGGAGGUCUACUAUCAUCUUUAAUGGAUAUUAUUUGGUCUGCUUUUAGUAGUUCAAAGGUUGACAUUGCUGAGCAGUUCAAGAAAUUCAUUGACCAGGAGGUUAGACAAAAGAUUGAAGAAUAUGACUUGGAUUCAUUGAAAUCACGUUACCAAGGUAUUUGCAAUGUUAUGUCUCUCCAUAAUCAGAAUGUCCAAUCUUGGCUUCAGGCGCAUGGUGAUAAGUCUACAACCGAAACACUUCGUAGUUCAUUCGAGUCCAUCGAUGAAAACUUUUCAGUUUACAUAGAGGAGGCUAGUAAAGAUGGUCAUGAGAUAUCCGAGAUGGUUUAUUAUGUACUUAUUGCUACAAGUCAUAUCGCAUUAGUCUCCCAAAUCAUCUCUUAUCAUCAUCAAUUGGGAUAUGAUUCAUCUCAAUGUAAUAUUCACAAGAAAAGAUUGACCGAUCUAACUGAGACCUACACAAAGCACUGUGUUAAAUUCUACCAAGAAGGUUAUGAUCAGAUCAAAAACAAAAUGGAAGGGGACAAUCUAAAAAUGCUCUAUGAAACCAAUAAUUACAAUAGAUUGUUAAAGUAUGAGAGUUUUAUGAAGAACAAUGUAUUUGAUUUCGUAAAUAUGUGGUGGUCAAUGGAUGUACAUGUUAGAUAUUUAUAUUCUAGAAUAUGUGGUGAUGUUAAUUCAUUAAAACCAAAAUAUGAUAAAUAUCCACCAGGAGAGGAAUUCUUACAUGCAUCAAUUGAUGAGAUUCAUGGUCAUCUCUAUGAUAAACAUUAUUACCGUGGUGAAUUCGCUGGAAUGAAUGGUUGGUGUGGUGCAAGAGUUACUAGUAUCCAAUCAUCGGCAAGAAGAACUCUAAAAGCUGGUGAUAAGGAGAUGGAUCUAGAAUUUGGUAAUAGAGUUGGUAAUCAAAGUGGUUUCCUUGUCAAAACCAAAGAUUACAAUGCUGAUAAACCAUUGGAAUCGUUGUGGGUUGGUUCGGAAAUCGUUCCAUUCAAUAUGAAUAUCGAUGGUGUAACCUUUGGAAAUCAUGACGGUAGAGCCACCCAAUAUAAAUUAGAGUUGGCAGGUCACAAAGUUGGAUAUGUUUUUGGUUUUGGAAAUUGUAUGACCAAUGGAUUCGAUAAUCAACUUGAUGCCAUGUUAGUUGCAUUCAUUCCCAAGUCCCUUAAAUGGAGAGGAUUCACUGAGAUCACUGAUGAAGCUGCUGUCCCUAUCGAUGCCCAGUUAUAUAACGACUCUGAUAACUGUCAAUUCCAUACAAUGAAUUCCGAUACUUUGAAUCUUGUCAAGCUUGCCAAGGGUGCUUACAUCAACUAUCACGUAAAGUACACCGGUAAGUACAAGUCACUCCGUGUCAAAAUCAGACCAAGAGCAACAUCCGAUGGAACCAAGAAUGAUAAGUGUGUUAUGACUCUAGAGUUUUAUAUCAAUGGAGUUAGACACCAGAGUAGCGAACCAACUGACUAUAGAAUUCACCAUUCAACACUUACCUCAUCAAAGGCACUCCAUGUCAUUAGAUAUGAUAAUAUAAAUGAGUACUACAAUCUACCAAAGGAUGCACUUUGUACAUUCAAGCUUAUUGCCUCUGGUGAUUGUGGUUUCAUUUUAUCACAUCUUAUCGUUCAUCCAAUUGGUAGUGGUGAUGAUCCGAUUAUAGAGGGUAGUGGUACACCAUUAUCAUACAAUUUCUACUUUGAUGACAAUUAUGUUUAUGGAGAAGAAGAUGAUAGAACUUUUGAGAUUACCGAUGACUUUUAUGAUGAUGUUGACGAUGUCGAUUAUCAAGAUGUUCUAGCAGCUUUAAAGAAAAUACAUCAUGUUUGGUUCCCUGAACCAAACAAUACAACAGAAAUGCAGAGAUUUCUUGGUAUGAUGGGUUCCACUUCAUCGGCAACCAGAUCACCAAGAAGACUAAUUCUUGUUGAUAAGGAACACAUAACGAAAAUACUAGAAGAGAAUCACAGUGGUUACAUUGCGGGACAUCUUGGAAUCACAAAGACAACUACCAAUGAACUUGGUUAUUUUGAUACAUGUUGGCAAAAUAAUAGUUUUGACGGAUUCUCUAGUACCAGUCCGUCAAAACUAUUAUUUUGCCAACAUUUCAUUGGUAGUUGUGAUAUUUGUCAACGAGUUACCAAAGAUAAAGCGAAAGGUUAUCUAACAUCAUUGGAAAUUCCAACUCGUAACUGGAUGGAGAUAGGCAUGGAUUUCAUGAAAUUACCAACCUCCAAGAAUGGUUAUGACAAUGUUUUAGUAGUAGUGGAUAGAUUAAGCAAGAUGGUUCAUUUGUGUCUGUGUACUACAGAGAUUACAGCCGUGGAGACUGCCAAAUUGUUUUUUAAGUAUGUAUUCCGUUAUCAUAGGUUACUAUCUACAAUCGUCUCUGACCGUGAUUCAAAGUUUACUUCAGAUAUGUCUACACCGAACAGACCACAAACUGACGGUCAGACAGAGAGGUACAACCGUACUCUCAAGUUAAUCCUUUCAAAACAUCAAGAGGUGGUGAAGGAGACAUGGGACGAGCACUUACCGGCAGUGGAGUUUGCGAUCAAUUCAGCCAAGCAAGCUUCUACUGGCCUUUCCCCAUUUGAACUCAACUUUGGUUUCGAACCAACAACACCAUCCAACAUUAUCAACAUCAACAACAUCAAAGAUAUGGAGAUAAGAGAAUUGAUCUCAAAUUAUACACAGAUAGCUAGAGAUAAUAUCUUAUCAUCUCAAGUGCGACAAGCUAAAUAUUACAACAAGAACCGUAAAGAUGACUCUUUCGAGAAGGGAGAGGAAGUAGAAACAAUAUUGCUAAUGGAGUUUUAG
Molecule: messenger RNA, 3108 nt
Organism: Heterostelium album PN500
Lineage: Eukaryota; Evosea; Eumycetozoa; Acytosteliales; Acytosteliaceae
Exons: 7
Coding region: 1-3108 (1035 amino acids)
Biological process (GO): symbiont-mediated killing of host cell; DNA integration
Molecular function (GO): nucleic acid binding; toxin activity
Source: RefSeq, a predicted model, not a curated record